Messenger RNA from Racocetra persica, 223 nucleotides. The record is from the annotation of a GenBank genome assembly. NCBI's taxonomy places the organism in Eukaryota, Fungi, Glomeromycota, Glomeromycetes, Diversisporales, Gigasporaceae.
CACAUUUCAAGAAAUAGUUUUUCCAUUAAAUCAUCCAGACGAAAAAAAAAGGGGUCAUUACUUCCUUAAUUCCUUUUGGUUAACAGAAAGGGGAAUAUGGGAUAAGCGAUUAAGAGGCAAAUGUGUUAAAUACGUAAAAGAUGAAACAAAAAUAUGCUGUAAUAAGAGAAAAUUGGCUAGGCAGCUAGACUUUAUGGAACAAAAAAAUGUUCUUGAGGAAAUU